UUCGAAUGUUUUCAAGAUUUCGAAGAACAUUUCGAUAGUUUUUGUCAAUUUCUGCAGGUAAAAUCCUCCUAAAAUGGACGAUCGGUCGGUAUUUGAUGCUUACAGGAGUCCUUUAACCAGCCGUUAUGCUAGUAAGGAAAUGUCCUAUAAUUUCUCCGAUGACAAAAAGUUCACGACUUGGCGAAAAUUAUGGCUGUAUCUUGCUAAAGCAGAAAAGGAACUGGGUUUGGAUAUCACAGAUGAGCAAAUCUCAGAAAUGGAGAACAAUCUUACAAAGAUUGACUACAAGAUGGCUUCAGAGGAAGAGAAGAAAAGACGUCACGAUGUUAUGGCGCAUGUCCAUACAUUUGCAGCCUGUUGUCCGAAAGCUGCACCAAUAAUCCAUUUGGGUGCAACGUCUUGUUAUGUCGGUGAUAAUACUGAUCUUAUUGUUCUUAAAGAUGGCUUGAAUAUUCUUCUUCCAAAGUUGGCAAGAUGUUGUGAAAGAUUAUCAAAGUUUGCCAAUGAACAUAAAUCUCUUCCAACCCUUGGUUUUACUCAUUUCCAGCCAGCACAGCUAACAACAGUUGGUAAGAGAGCCUGUCUGUGGAUAUCAGACUUGCUUCUGGACCUUGCAAACUUAAUGCAUGUUGAACAAAGUUUGAGAUUCAGGGGUGUCAAAGGAACAACAGGAACCCAAGCCAGUUUCUUGGCCUUGUUUGAUGGAAAUGAUGAAAAGGUUGAAAAAUUGGAUGAAUUGGUCACAAGCAUGGCUGGGUUUAAAAAUGCAUAUAUUGUGACAGGCCAGACAUACAGCCGUAAAGUUGACUUGGACAUUUUAAAUGCCCUGGGAAGUUUAGGAGCUUCAGUGCAUAAGAUUUGUACAGACAUACGAUUGCUGGCUAGCAUGAAAGAAGUAGAGGAACCUUUUGAGAAAAGUCAAAUAGGUUCAAGUGCAAUGCCAUACAAGCGCAACCCAAUGCGUUGUGAGAGAUGUUGUAGUUUAGCCCGUCAUCUCAUGACGUUGGUCGGAAAUGCACAGCAAACUGCAGCAACACAGUGGUUGGAAAGAACAUUGGAUGACAGCGCAAACAGAAGGAUAUCCUUGCCCGAGGCAUUUCUUACUGCGGACAUCAUACUAAAUACACUGCAGAAUGUUUCUGAGGGUCUUAUUGUUUAUCCCAAGGUGAUUGAACGUCAUAUCAAACAAGAACUCCCGUUCAUGGCUUCUGAAAAUAUCAUCAUGGCUGUCGUAAAAAAUGGUGGUGACAGACAGGAAUGUCAUGAACGGAUCAGGGUGCUCUCCCAACAAGCUGCGUCAAUUGUGAAGACCGAAGGUGGUGACAAUGAUUUGGUAGAAAGAAUAUUAAAUGAUGAUUAUUUUAAAAUUGUCCAUGAUAAACUUGAUCAAAUUUUGGAUCCAAAGUCCUUCAUUGGUAGAGCACCUUACCAGGUCGCAAGGUUUUUGAAAGAAGAAGUUGAACCAAAGCUUGUAUUGUUUGAUGGAAAACUUGAUAUAAAAGCCACAAUCAAUGUUUGAUGAAAAUCCUCUCAAGAUCAAGUAACAUAGGAUGCAAAGACGACGUUUUAACAGUGGUGUAUGGCCACACUAUUUGUAUAAAACAGCCUUCAAAGUUCAAACUAUGCCU
Molecule: messenger RNA, 1628 nt
Organism: Dendronephthya gigantea
Lineage: Eukaryota; Metazoa; Cnidaria; Anthozoa; Malacalcyonacea; Nephtheidae
Product: adenylosuccinate lyase-like
Exons: 12
Coding region: 74-1519 (481 amino acids)
Biological process (GO): 'de novo' AMP biosynthetic process
Cellular component (GO): cytosol
Molecular function (GO): (S)-2-(5-amino-1-(5-phospho-D-ribosyl)imidazole-4-carboxamido) succinate lyase (fumarate-forming) activity; N6-(1,2-dicarboxyethyl)AMP AMP-lyase (fumarate-forming) activity
Source: RefSeq, a predicted model, not a curated record